UUCGAAUCACCGCACCCAAUCACCAUCCAUGUCGACACUCGAUUGGCCGACCGUCUUUGCCUCGGCAGUGGCAGCCGUUAUAGCUAGAGGGUUGACACACCCCCUAGAUGUAUGCUUGCGCAUCUGAGACUGUUGUGAACUGUGUGGCUUUCUGACUUGAUUUCAUUUUUACGCCAGACCUUGAAGGUGUGUGCCCCGUAGGGAGCUUGCGAUACUGGAAGCAACGUAUCAACAUUGCCUUCUGGCAGGUCCGCCUUCAGACGGCUGCCAAGGGAAAUUCGGGCGUGUAUGGAUUGUCUCUACUGAAAGCCUUUUUGCAUAUUAUCAGAAAAGAAGGCAUUUUAGCACUUUAUCGCGGGAUUUUAACCGCACUAGUCUUCUCUGUACCCGCUACAAUCGUCUAUCUGUGCACAUAUGAGGCCGCACGCUCAUCCUUUGUGUUUCUGGGCGACCCGGACACCAGCAGUAUACUCCACCUUGUUGCGGGAGCUUUGGCUGAACUCUUGAGCAAUAUAUUUUGGUGUCCGAUGGAAGUCGUCAAGAGCAGACAACAAGCUGCGGGCCGCCAUGUAGGGGGGAAUUAUGCCCGAGUGGAUCUGCACGCGAGUGACAAGGAGCUGGGAGUAGCAGAUGAGGGGGACGACGUGCUAAUGAGUGAAUUGGACGGUAUCGAAAAGCAGAAUGAGGAGUUUGCAGGCCACGUGCAUGGGUCGACGUUUGCGUUUCUGAGGAGCAUAUACGAUCGCCAAGGAUUUGCCGGCUUUUUUGUCGGAUUCUGGCUAGGCAUCCUCGUCUAUGUACCCUACUCCAUCAUCUACUUUGUUCUCUACGAAGAAUUUAAAAAUCUCGCAGGCGGAGAUCAAGGUCAGGCGUCACUUUCGGCAGGGGCCUAUAUAGUCUGUUCUGCGGUUGCGGGUGCCGUUGGCGCAUCAGCAACGAAUUGUUUGGAUGUACCCAAAACCGCAUAUCAAGUCGCCCGAGACUCGGACGCGCAUGCAACGGUUGGAUUCAUAGAGUUUACGAUCGGGCUGUGGAAACGAGAGGGUGUGUGGGGCUUUACAAGGGGAAUAGGGGCGCGUGUUGCGUGGAUGGUUCCCACCAUUGUACUCCAAUUCACGCUAUUUGAGAGUGUGCGAAAGUCCUUGCGAGGGACGUAGAUGCUAAAAGUAGAUGAUAUCGGUAAACGAAUCCAUAUAUUCACGUGAUAUAGCUUAUGCAAUG
Spizellomyces punctatus DAOM BR117 is the source of this 1221-nucleotide messenger RNA. RefSeq lists its product as uncharacterized. Gene Ontology annotation, cellular component: mitochondrial inner membrane. Gene Ontology annotation, molecular function: S-adenosyl-L-methionine transmembrane transporter activity. Bases 528 to 1157 code for a protein of 209 amino acids. The transcript is spliced from 2 exons. Lineage: Eukaryota; Fungi; Chytridiomycota; Chytridiomycetes; Spizellomycetales; Spizellomycetaceae. The record is from RefSeq and is a predicted model, not a curated record.